AUUAAAACUGUUUGCCAACGGUUGACUCUGGCGGCGGCGGAGAAGAAGAAAAAGAUUGUCAACAAUGGACCCCGAGUUUCGGAUCGAGUUGCUCCCUUCGGACCCGCUCCUGCACAUAUUGUCCUUCCUUGACUUUAGAGACUUGGUCAACGUCAGUUCCACCAAUAGGAGGUUGAAUGAGUUGUCCAAACACAAUCCGCUGUGGCGUACGUUGUGCUCCAAAUACUGGCUGAUCGCAGAAGAUGAGCGGCUACAGAGCGGCCAGUCCUGGUUCAACCUCUUCAAGGAAUACUACGCUGACCUGGGCCGCUACAUCCAGUACUACUCGGUGUUGAAGAGAGCCUGGGAACAGCUGACUAGUUUCCUGCGGCAGAGAUGUCCACGCAUGAUCGCGUCACUUAAAGAAGGUGCCACGGAGGCAGAGCUGACUAGCGUAGAGGCUCAGAUCGGCUACCACCUUCCGGAUGACUAUCGUUGCUCAUACCGCAUCCACAAUGGCCAGAUGCUGGUCAUCCCGGGGCUGAUGGGGAGCAUGUCACUAUCCAAUCACUACCGUUCAGAAGUGCUGCUGGACGUGGAGACGGCGGCGGGGGGGUUCCAGCAGAAGAAGGGGAUGAGAUGCUGCCUUCCGCUCACCUUCUGCUUCCACACGGGCCUCAGCCAAUACAUGGCCCUGGAGCACGUCGAAGGGCGACGCAUGUUUGAGAGCUUCUACCCCUGCCCUGAUCAGACAGCCCAGGAUCCCUCAGUCGUAGACAUGUUCAUGACAGGUUCCUCUUUUCUGGAGUGGUUCACCACCUAUGUCAACAACGUGGUUAUGGGGGAGUACCCGAUCAUCCGAGACCAGAUCUUCAGGUACGUGCACGAUAAAAGCUGCGUGACAACCACCGGGGAUAUCACCGUUUCUGUUUCGACCUCCUUCCUGCCUGAGCUCUCCUCCGUCCACCCGCCGCACUUUUUCUUCACUUACCGCAUCAGAAUAGAGAUGGCGAGUGGCGCGCCGCCUGAGGUGGCCUGCCAACUGGACAGCCGCUACUGGAAAAUCACCACGUCCGACGGCAAUGUGGAGGAAGUGCAAGGGCCCGGCGUGGUCGGGGAGUUUCCAGUCAUGACGCCGGGAAAGGUUCACGAGUAUGCCAGCUGCACAACCUUCUCCACGCCGUCGGAGUACAUGGAAGGACACUAUACCUUCCACCGACUUGACAACAAGGAAGUCUUCAACGUGGCAAUCCCUCGCUUCCAGAUGGUGUGCCCGCCAUUCAGAGAGCCCACGUUGCAGACAGAGUCGAGCGAUUAUAAGUCAGGCAAAGAAGAUGAGGACGACUACGAUGGUCUGAGGGGAAUCAACAUGGCCGCCCUGGAAGGAGCGUGGUGCCCCCGACACAUCUGAUGUUUGUGACGAGGCGUUGCUGUGGAAACCAGGUGGCUGGUCGGUGGUUGUUUUUGUUGUUGGUGGGUUGUGGGCAAAGCCAUUGGGACAUUAUCGCCUUGCAGCUUGUCUCAUCUGCACAACUUCACGGCGCUUGGUUGACUUUUUCAAGAGAAGGCAGGCGAUGCUAAUGCCUCACUUUCAGUUUAUAUUUUCUGAACUCUUCAGCUGCCAGCAGCCAGAACAGAAUUCUUAUUUAGCCGGCAUAUGCCGGUCUUUUUUUUUUUUUUGCAAGUGUGUGUGUGUGGGGGGGGCUUUCCAUCAAUGCUUUAGUUUAAUAGUAGUCUUUUAUUACAGAUUGGGGGUAUUGUAAAGAGUGUGGUUUUAGUCUGAAGUCGCAGAACAAAUGUUGAACUCAAUCACUUCCUGUGGUGGCUUUAAUUAUGAUAUUUCCACUUUUUGUUACAAGAAGCACAGUGGGGCCGAUUUCUUGCAGUUUCUAUGGUAAAGUGACAUCACUUUGUGGUGGCUUUGUUUUUUGUUUGUGAUGAUUCAAUAAAUCUUCAUUGCUGCUUCACCUUA
Syngnathus acus (greater pipefish) is the source of this 1951-nucleotide messenger RNA. RefSeq names its product F-box protein 3 (gene fbxo3). Lineage: Eukaryota; Metazoa; Chordata; Actinopteri; Syngnathiformes; Syngnathidae. Gene Ontology annotation, molecular function: protein binding. The record is from RefSeq and is a predicted model, not a curated record. The coding region runs from base 65 to 1390 and encodes 441 amino acids. The transcript has 12 exons.